UUUGUGAGCGCAAGUCGGUUGAACGUUUGUUUUGUUUAUCAAGGUUUUAUCAAAAAUAAAAUCAAUACAAUAAAUGUAAUAAAACCGAGAGGAGACCAUCAGACUGAAGACUCAGAGAUCCUUGCGUAUAAAGUGAAAACACUCAUUGACGUUUUCAUUGUUAGUGUGGAGUGUUCGUAAUUGAUCGUGACUACUGGGUGGCUGCAGUUAAUAUAAUUACGAUGUAAUUUUAAUUUAUUUUACGAAUACGUAUUACUGACGAUAAAUUCUAGCUUAACUACAAUAUUACGUGUUGAGAAAUCAAAAUGAGUGACGAAAAGCGACCACUUCUUAUAUGCCCGAAUACUCCUCUGGACAAUUCGGAGGUGCAAACAGUCGAAUUGGUGACAAGUCCUGAUUUAUCAAUUAAAGAUGAAAAGCCAAAAAAGUGUGGAUAUAACCCCGCAUCUGAACGAUAUUUAGAACAUCCCACGUCUAACUUGGAUACUUUAAUUCAUCUGUUGAAAGGCAAUAUUGGCACUGGUAUUUUGGCUAUGCCUGAUGCUUUUAAAAAUGCUGGGCUUUUUUUGGGUGUGAUUGGAACCUUGGUAAUGGGUGCAAUAUGCACUCAUUGUAUGCAUAUACUAGUCUCAUGCUCCCAUGAGCUUUGCAUCAGAAAUCAACGACCUGCCUUGAGUUUUGCUGAAGUUGUGGAGGAUGCCUUUGCUAUGGGCCCUAUUUUGUUAAGGCCAUAUGCAAAAAAAAUUAAGAAUGUUGUCAAUAUAUUUUUAGUAAUAACUCAAUUAGGAUUUUGCUGUGUUUACUUCUUGUUUGUUGCGACUAACCUGCAGGAUACAAUGCAUAUUUUUCAUGUAAACCUCGGUGUACACAGCUACUUAGCAUUAUUAUUUCCACCAAUGUUGGCCCUGGGCAUGGUGAAGAAUCUGAAAUAUUUGACACCAGUUUCUCUGAUCGCUGCUAUUAUGACAGCUUGGGGCCUAGUAAUAACAUUCUACUAUAUAUUACAAGAUUUGCCACAUACUAGCACUGUGAAAGCAUUUGCGAGUUGGCAUCAAUUGCCAUUGUAUUUUGGAACUGCCAUAUAUGCUUUUGAAGGAAUUGGAGUGAUUUUGCCUCUGGAAAAUAACAUGAAGACCCCUGAAGACUUCGGAGGCUGGACUGGCGUCCUCAAUACAGGGAUGGUGAUAGUGGCUGCACUAUACACUGCCAUCGGCUUUUUUGGAUAUUUAAGAUACGGGGAAAGAGUACUUGGCAGUAUUACUCUCAAUUUACCCAGUGACUUGUUAGCUCAAAGCGUGAGGGCUGUCAUGGCAGUCGCGAUUUUCCUUUCAUACGGACUUCAAUUCUACGUGCCAAUGAACAUUGUAUGGCCAUAUAUCAGAAGCAAAUUGAAUUCGGAAAAGGCGAUAGAAUACGGCGAGGCUGUAACGCGAUUUGUUCUUAUUUCCAUUACAUUCAUUGCAGCAGCGUUGAUACCUAACCUGAGCAGCAUAAUUUCACUCGUGGGAGCAUUCAGCAGUUCCGCGCUGGCGCUCAUAUUCCCGCCUAUCAUCGAAAUCAUAACGUUCUGGCCCGAACGACUUGGAUGGAAGGACUGGAGGCUAUGGAAGGACAUAGCGAUUAUAAUUUUUGGUAUAACUGGUUUCGCGUUUGGUACUUAUGCCAGUAUUAAAAAUAUUGUGAAUCUCCCUUAAAAUGCAAAUUGAACUUAUGAUACGACAACAAUAUAUUAUAUACCAUAACAAUAUAAUAUAAUAUUAUAUAACCCGUGAUGCAAUUGCAAUCAUUGGUGGUAAUGAAGUCAGCUUUAAAUUAUACUUUUUUUAUGCUUUUAUUUGUACGCCACGAUAACACUAAAGGUCCAAACGCAUUUGCGCUACGCGACGCGACUUACGACUUGAGUGAAUUUGCACGUACUCUUUUGUUAGAACCUUGUAACUACUGAAUUCGCUAAACAUAAUUACUUCAAAAAUAAUUCAUGUCAAUCGAUCAACCAAAGGCGAAAAUUAUUUAAAAAAACUACUUUAGGAGCGCGCUCAAAGAAGCAAAUGGGAGGAAAAAAAUCAUCGCAUCGGUUUUUUAGACAUGUUUUGUCCAGAGUCUAUUUCAAAAUCGGAUAAAACUGUGACUUAUGAAUAAUUCCAGUAAUAUACUGUAUUUACAUACAACAAAUAGGUAUCUACUAAUACUUUCCUUGCACUGAGCGUGUCCUCCUGUAAGUUGCUCUAACAAAGGUUGUCCUGCUGUAUAAUGAACUUUUCGAAUGCAAAGUGUAGCUCGAUCACUAAUUUGAUUUUAGGUGUACGCGUGCAACUGAUUUAGCCCCAAUGUUGGAUAUCAUUAUAAUAAUUGACUACGGGGCAUUGUAUUUCCACUCUAGGGAAAUAGAUAACUAAAUCGACUGCAAUUAUUAAAAUUUGAAAAAAAAAAUACGUUUACUAGGUGCAGACCUUAUAACCAACCAUGACAAUAAUAUUUCAUAGAAAUUGUGCGAUUUUUUUAUUUUAUUUUAGUCAAUAGGUGUAUUUUUAUUCUGUAGUUUCAGAGAUGAAAAGGAUCUAAUUAUAUUAAUUUAUUUUAAGAAAUCCUAGUAUUAAUGACUUAAAUAUAAAUGAAACUAUGUAUUUUUAUCUUUGUAAAAGGAAUAUUUUUCUAUAUCUGUGCAAAAAUAUAGUCUUGCGUAAAUUAUUAAAUAAUUUAUUAAAUGUUAACUAUAAUAUUAUGUGAUAGCAUAUUUAUAAUUUUCAAUAGAGAAUUCAUCUACAUAUUUAAUUUUAGCUGAAUGACAUUUAGAGAAAUUCUAAUUAGGUAAGUACAUAACUAGAUUUUAAUUGUGUGUUUUGAACUUUUGAUUGAAUGUUUAAUUAAUUCGAAAGCAUAUUAUAUUACGUGUUCUAGCAAAAUUCACUUAUAUGGGAUAGAAAUUAGAUACUUAAUAGCAUAGCAAGUAAAAAAAAUAAUAGAUGCUUAAGUAAAUAAUUAUUUGUCGAAAUCACCCAGGAUAGCUUAAACGCUAAACAAUUUGUUUAUUAAAAUUACUUAAUGUAUUUUAGGUUCAAAAAGAGCUUAUUUUAAAGCUAAAGCUCUAUGUAAGCUAAAAUUAUAAAAUUACUGUAACAGCUUUUAUUGUUGUUAAUAAUAAUUAGUAUCGUGAUUGUGAUAUUGCAAAUAAUUAGUUCUUCAGCAGUUUUUUUUUUGCCUUUAUGAUUUGGUUUACACGAACUUCACAAAGUAACUGUCACAAAUUAUUUGUCUGUAUUUUAUAUUUUUUAUAAUGUUAACAUUAAUAAUAGUUUCUUUGUAAUUAAGUACCUGUUUUACGCUUUUUACAGAUAUCAGUUUUAUAUUUUAAAAUAUAUUUUUAUUUGAAAUGUGAUAUGAGAUCAUUCAAGUGUAGCUGAUUACUUUAGUCAACGUAUACAAUACAUAUUGUUUUUAUUUUCGUAAGGCUUUUUUAUAAUAUAGAAUUAUUGUUGCCAAUUUUUAUUUUGUUUUUCUGUUUUAUGUGGAAGUUAGUUAAAUUGGAGUAAUUUUUCGGUGUAACUGGAUCUGCCUCCAGAAUAUAUUAUGAUAAUAUUAUUUUCCCAAUGUUACCCAAGUUUUCCGAUUAAUUAUUUAUUUAGUGUAAUUAUGAAAACCUGAUAACUUUUUUCACAAUGUUGCCGAAGUUGGUUGAUUGAUUAUUUAGUGCAAUUAUAAAAAUCUGAUAACUUUUUUAUUUAUAAUUUAACUGUUACCGUGAGUUUGCACUGAGGAAACUUAAACACACAAAACACAACACUUUGACACAAUAUUAAGUUAAAAUGUUUUUUAUGUAUUAAUUAACAGAUUAUUGAGUUUUCUUUGUCAUAUCAUAUAAUUUGUUUAAAAAUAACUUGUUUGAAAUUCCACUUAGAUCUUGAAAUCUUUUAAAGAAUUUGCGCGUUUUUUUUUUUUGGGUUAAGGACAAAAUAUUCACCAAGAAAUUCGUUACAUACAAAAAUCUGUCAAACAUGCAUGUUUAAUGUUUUUUGGUGCAAAUUCACAGUUAAGAUAUUAUGCAUUGUUAUGCGAGCCU
Messenger RNA from Maniola jurtina (meadow brown), 4057 nucleotides. Its product is annotated as proton-coupled amino acid transporter 4. NCBI's taxonomy places the organism in Eukaryota, Metazoa, Arthropoda, Insecta, Lepidoptera, Nymphalidae. The record is from RefSeq and is a predicted model, not a curated record. Gene Ontology annotation, cellular component: vacuolar membrane. The transcript has 6 exons. Gene Ontology annotation, molecular function: amino acid transmembrane transporter activity. Gene Ontology annotation, biological process: amino acid transmembrane transport. Bases 306 to 1694 code for a protein of 462 amino acids.